Molecule: messenger RNA, 4002 nt
Organism: Solanum dulcamara
Lineage: Eukaryota; Viridiplantae; Streptophyta; Magnoliopsida; Solanales; Solanaceae
Product: kinesin-like protein KIN-14F
Exons: 18
Coding region: 272-3745 (1157 amino acids)
Biological process (GO): microtubule-based movement
Molecular function (GO): microtubule binding; ATP binding; microtubule motor activity
Source: RefSeq, a predicted model, not a curated record
UCUCUCUCUGUGUCCCUUGCAUUAAAUAAAAACUCUCUCCCUCUAUUUAUUUUUGAAUCCUUAAUUACCAAACACGAGAAGCUUGUUAAUCUUCCAUUUAGCGGUUCAGAUCCAAAAAUCAACAAUCCUUUAAUGGCUUUUAAUUAAUCUUCUUCUUCAUUGUUCUUUCACUUUCCACAAUCCGUUGCAGUUCACUUAAUUACUUUCUCCGGCACCGGCGCCGAUGAUCACUAAUUCUUAACUCUUUGACAGUUUAUUGGGGAGAUUGAAGAUGCCUCAAGAGAGUAAUCAAAAUCAGAGCAAUUCAUUGUUUAACAGUCCAGUGAAGAAUUUAAGAGGAUUGAAGGGAAAUUUGGGUUAUAAUUCAAGUAGUAAUGAAGUUUCUUACACUGAGGAGAUGUUCAACGAUCGUGAUUUAGCUCAAAGAAAAGCUGAAGAAGCAGCUGCAAGGAGGUACCAGGCGGCGGAAUGGCUAAGGCAGAUGGACUCCGGUGCAUCGGAGGUGCUCCCAAAAGAACCAAGCGAAGAAGAAUUCCGUUGUGCUCUUCGCAAUGGCCUCAUUCUCUGCAAUGUUCUCAACAAAGUCAAUCCUGGUGCUGUUCACAAGGUGGUUGUGAAUUCAGUGGUCGAUAUGUCCUCAGAAUGUGCAGCCCAAUCUGCUAUUCAAUAUUUCGAGAACAUGAGGAAUUUUCUUGUAGCUGUUGGAAAAAUGCAGCUUUUAACAUGCGAAGCAUCUGAUCUUGAAAAGGGUGGUUCAUCAAACAAGGUUGUAGACUGCAUUUUGUGCCUAAAAGGAUAUUAUGAAUGGAAACAAGCUGGAGGAAUUGGAGUUUGGAAGUAUGGGGGAACUGUCAGGAUCACGUCCUGUCCCAAAGGAUCACUGUCCUCGUUUGGUGGUAGUGACAGUGCAGAUGAGUCAGUGGAUGACUCCGAGUCAUCACAAUUCGACCAGCUGUUGGAAUUUCUCCAUUUAUCUGGCGAAGUCUCGCUUGAAGAAUCAAAUGCUUCCAAUAUACUGACGUUCCUCUUUGAUCGCUUUGGCCUUGGGCUUCUACAGGCUUAUCUUAUGGAGAGGGAUGGAGUUGUGGACUUCCCUUUGAAUUCAAUGGUAAUUGAUGCUGUGUUGAGGAAAGUAGUCAAGAACUUCUCUGGAUUGCUGGUUUCUCAAAGCAAUCAGCUCAGACUUUUUCUGAAGAAAAUAUUGGCGGAUGAGUGCAGUCCUUUAUCAAGAUCAGAAGUUCUCGAAGCCAUAUCAAAUUAUUUGCGGCACAGAACUAGUUUGGUCUCCAGUGACUGCAUUUGUGGUGGGAAACGUGAAAACAGCUGGAGUAAUAAUGGUUUCACUGCUGCCAACGAAGAAAUAGUUGAUGUUCAACAAAAGGAGUUAGAGGAACUCAAAAUCUUUUGCAGAGAGACCAAGCUGGAUGUUCAAAAGUAUAAGUCAGGAUGGGAAGAAGAAUUUAGAAGGCUUGUGCACCAUAUUAAGGGCCUUGAGAUGGCCUCCUCUUCUUAUCACAAAGUUUUGGAAGAAAAUCGCUUGCUUUACAAUCAAGUCCAAGACCUAAGAGGGACAAUAAGGGUAUAUUGUAGAGUUAGGCCCUUCCUAUCAGGACAACCUGAUAUGCAGUCCACAGUAGAUUAUAUCGGAGAAAAUGGAGAUAUCAUGAUUGUCAAUCCUCAUAAGCAGGGUAAAGAUGCUAGGAAGAUUUUCACUUUCAACAAGGUCUUUGGAACUAAAGUAACUCAGCAACAAAUAUACGUGGACACUCAGCCGUUGGUUAGGUCCGUCCUUGAUGGUUUUAAUGUUUGUAUCUUUGCGUAUGGACAGACUGGCUCAGGCAAGACAUACACCAUGAGUGGUCCAGACUUGACCACGGAGGAGACAUGGGGUGUAAAUUAUCGUGCUUUGCGUGAUUUAUUCAGCACUACAAAAGAAAGACAGGACAUGAUAGAAUAUGAAGUGGGAGUCCAAAUGAUCGAGAUAUAUAAUGAACAAGUGCGAGAUCUCUUAGUCAUUGACAGAGCUAACAGGCGAUUGGAUAUACGAAAUAAUUCUCAACUGAAUGGCCUCAACGUACCUGAUGCUAGUCUGAUUCCAGUUACAUGCACUCAAGAUGUUGUUGAUUUGAUGAGAAUCGGGCAAAAGAACCGUGCUGUUGGUGCUACUGCUUUAAAUGAGCGGAGCAGCAGGUCUCACAGUAUUCUGACAGUUCAUGUUCGAGGAAAAGAGGUGGUAUCUGGAUCUACAUUAAAGGGCUGCCUUCACCUUGUGGAUUUAGCUGGAAGUGAGAGAGUAGAUAAAUCUGAAGCUGUUGGCGAGAGACUGAAGGAGGCGCAACAUAUAAACAGAUCUUUGUCAGCAUUAGGAGAUGUUAUCUCUGCUCUUGCACAAAAGAGCUCACAUAUUCCUUAUAGAAAUAGCAAGCUUACCCAAGUAUUACAAGACUCAUUAGGUGGUCAGGCAAAGACAUUGAUGUUCAUGCACAUAAAUCCAGAGGCAGAUGCAUUUGGAGAAACAGUUAGCACCCUCAAAUUUGCUGAGAGGGUUGCCUCCAUAGAUCUUGGCGCAGCUCGUUCUAACAAAGAAACUGGAGAAAUCCGAGACAUGAAAGAAGAGAUCUCAAACCUUAAGCAAGUGUUGGAGAAGAAGGAAGCUGAACUUGAACUCCUAAAAAGUGGUGUAAAUGUUCGAGGGCAAGCAUCACCUCUACGAACGAUGAGACACAUUGGUAAUGGUAGCUUGAAAACGGAAGCAAAUCAGCGUCCUCUAGAUGACAUUAGAGAGGUAAGAAGCUGUUCAUCAGGUAAACAAAGGAGGUCUCAGUUUCCCUCGAAGUUCACGGACAAGGAUUUCAUGCCAAAAAUGCCCUUGCUGACAGAGGAAAAAUCAGCAGCCUCCUCCAUGAGGAGAUCACCAUCGCCACCUGUUAGAAGAUCAAUAUCAACAGAUAGAGGUGCUCAUGUCAGAAGCAGAAACAAGCCUGAAACACUUGAGAAUCAACCAGUAAUGAAACUGCCUUUUCCUGCUAGAGCUCCUGUCACUAUCAAUAAAUCUGGUAGCAAUAUACCGGCUAUUGUCUCUUCAGAUAAAACGAGAGGAUAUCAGAGUUCACGAGAGCAAUCCAGGCAGGAAAAUAUCUCUGAUGUUCUAUAUAGCCUCCAGAAGAUGAGCAACAGGAAAAUUCCAGAACAUGACGAGGAGCAGUUUAAGCAAGUGCUUAAUGUACGACAAGGUGCAAUCAGAAAAAGUAAAAACGAGAACAAGAUCAAAACCAAGCAUCAGUUAUCAACUAAAAUACAGAUUAAAUCAGAUGUUUCAGUGACCUUACUUUCUGAUGGAUGUCAUGGUGGAAUGAUUGACGAAGCUCAGAGAAGCGACGUUUCUGAGUCUGAAAAUGAGAAUGGAUUUGUUGGAUCCAAUAUAAGUGGAACCAUAAGGUUUGGUAAUGGAAAUCUUCCAAGAAGUUUAUCAAGGAACUCCCAAAAUGUUGAACGAGAAAUAUCACAAACAGUUGAAGCAUUUCUUGCUGGAAAAUAUGAAGACAGACCAUCAAGUGGCAAUAACAUGCUUCGAAAUGCUGAGGUAAACAACAAUUCAUUCAAUCCUGAAUUCAGGAAACCAGAAGAUAAACCUUCGAAUGCCAAUAGAAUUGCUCGGAAUUCAAAGGAAGUGAGCAACUCAUUGGCUCCAGAAUUGAGAAGAAGCAGAUCAACACCACGCGGAAAAUUUAUGUUUUUGGCCUGAGAGAAGUUCGAUAUUUAUAUACUACUCAUCAUUUGGAUCAACUAAUUUGGUAGUUCUUGUACAGCCACUUCAUGCAUUUUGGAGCAUGCCCCUCAUACUAUUUCAAAAAACUUGAGAUGGUUGAAGAUGUCAUUGAGGACUUCAACCAGUAAUGUAUCUUCAAACUUCAUUUGAAGUGAUAUAUAUCGCAGUUUAUUUAUAUACAAACUGAUAAAAACUUUAAAAUAUAUGUAAAAAAAAGUUGUAAUUUGCUUUGA